Molecule: messenger RNA, 1617 nt
Organism: Symbiodinium necroappetens
Lineage: Eukaryota; Dinophyceae; Suessiales; Symbiodiniaceae
Source: the annotation of a GenBank genome assembly
AUGUAUGUGCGGCAGCUUCUUCUGCUUGCCCUCCUGACCUCGGAUUCAGCAAGAGCUGCGGUAUCGGUGCCCUCCGAGUACAACUCCAGCUACACGAGCAUGACUGUGACAACGGAGCGCUACGCCUGCAGUGGCGAGCUUACUGGCACCAGAGAUUCAACACAAGUCGGCAGCAUCGUGUUGGGAUCCGACCUGUGCUCGGAACGCUCGUCUUUCUUCGAGUGCUCCUUAAAUGGAUCGAAGAUCGGCCACUUUGACUGCUCCUCGAAUGCUUUGAUUGAGGAGUUUUCCGUGGGAUCCUGCUUAAGAUGUGACGACUACAACUUCUCCUGCGAUAAGAUCUGGUGGAAGGGAACCUUGUACGACACAAGGAUCUUGUUCGCUGUCACGACUCUUUCUGCGAUGAUGGUCACACAGUAUCUGGCUAUGGUCUACAAAGACUCCGGGCUGCAGCCUUCCUGUCCGCAGAUACCCGCCGCAGCUGGCCAGGUUUUCGAGGAUGCUCCAGCUUUGGAGCUCUUUGACCUUGCGCGCCAGCAGGGGCGACUCCUUGUGUUGCUGGACGGCUUUGAUGAAGCUGGACAUCUGGAGCGAGAUUCCUUCUACUUUGUGGUUGGGGUGUCUGCUUUUCAAGGGGGAGGCUAUUCCUUCCUUUCUGCAGGGAGGCAGAAAAAAAGGCGAGCUGGCGACGCAAAUUUCCACGUAACCUCGAGGGAGAUGAGUGGCGUGCUGUCCGGAUCAGACUUCAGCCGAUUUCGCACCGUCAGGGUCAAAGAGCUGAACGAGGUGCAGCGGAAGCAGGUCAUCGAGCGAAGGCUCACAUCCUCCGAGGCCGUGGAGUCUUUCUGCACCCAGCUGACCCUGAACCCCGCCCUCUGCAUGAUGACCAGGAACCCGCUCCUCCUGAAUGUCACGCUUUCUGUCUACGAGUCGAGUGGAGAUCUGGACGGCCGGGCAUUGAAUCGAGGCGGGAUGGAUGUGUCGGAGGGCAUGCGAGCCUCCAGCUUGCGGGCUAUUCUCAAAAGUCUGGCUUUCGAGGCCCACUCCCAGCGCGAAGGCAGGGGCAUUCGUGACUUUCACCGGCCCCUCGUCGAGAAGGCUAUCCGAUCGUGCCGUCUCGCCACGGACUUCAGCAUUGAAGAAUGGGAGGCGGUGGAAGACAGCAUCAAGAAGGGCCAACUACCAGUGCUGACCUGGUUCUCCGAGGAUGGCCAGGAUACUUUCCGAUUUGCUCACCUCACCUUCCAGGAGUUCCUUUGUGCGGAGUACUGCUUGGCCAGAUGUCAACAGAGCGAAGACUUCGUCUUCGAGCUCCGGGAGUUGAUCUGCUCAGCUGGGCCGCAGGAGAUCCUCCGAAGGGGCUGGUGGCAGCAAUCCAUCCAGAUGUUCUGCGACUUGUCGAUAGCUACAGAUGCGAAACACUCCUCCGGCUCCUGUUGGGGCACUGUCUUGGGGGAAUGCCUGCUUCAGCUCGGCGCGUACAACACGGUCCCCGAAACGACCGGUGAAGGCCGUGGCGAAGCAGCCAGCUCAGAUGCUGAAUCCGAGUCCCAGUGCAUCUCGGACGAGUCUUUCUCAGAGGCCGCGGCCAGUAUGGAGGGGUCUUGGGGGCAGGGG